CCCGGCCAUGCUCUGUGCGCAAUGGCGGAAGCGACUGAAACAUGUGGCUGCGUUGCACUUGCGGCAGAUCCCAUGUUUCCAUGCAGUGAUACAGUCUUGCCGCUGCUUCAAGCGGAGCAGAUAUCGUAACUUGGGACAGGAAGAGGAUGACACCGCGGAAGUGGAGGACAAGAGUCAAAACGUGAACGUCAUGCUUGGGAAUGUGCUAAUGAAGAUCUCUUUAGCCUGUAUGAUUGGCGUCACGGUGCUUUGCUUGGUUCGCACGCAGGGAUUCACUGAAGAAGAGAUGGACAAGAUGGCGUUCGGCACCGUGGACGAAGAAUACGAGUGGCUUCGCUUCAAGGAGGACUCGCCACUGGUCCUUUAUUUGGGCACCGUGGAGCUGUUGAUUUGUGGAUCUUGUGCUGUAACUGCAGCAGCCAUGUAUCAGCGCAACAGCUACCAGAUGGAACACCCUGAGAAUGCGCCGGAGAAGCGAUAUGUGAAGGUGGAAGUCUCCAAAGAUGACGGAAGUCUUUUCGGCUUGGGAUUUCGACCCAGUACAGACGGCCUGGAAUGCCUCGUGGUGGAGGACAUCCGGCGAAAUUCAGCGCUACACCGCUGGAACGCCAAAGCCUUGGAACCAUCUCCAGAGGAGAUUGUGGAAGAGGCCCUAGGGGAUGGUACAGACAGUCCCCAAGGCUCUGCUCCGCGCAAGCCGCAGGUCAUGGUUGGUUCGAUGAUCGUCGCGGUGAACGACGUCUUCGGAGAUGUUGGUUUGAUGCAACAGCAGCUCGUUUCCAAAGACCAGGUCACACUUUGGAUGCCCUCAGAGUUCCGAGAAGUUCACCCCAGUGACUUUGAAGGCAGUAUGUUUGGAGCCCGUGAUCCACCCCUAAGCGAAGCUGCACAAGGACCCGCGCCAGUCGCACCACCUGCCACAGUUGGUGCCAAAGAUGCUGAUGGGGAGACCGUGGAAGGACAAAGCCCACCAGGCCCUCGAUUUGCCUGCGUUGCCAUGGAAGAUGAAGAGCCUCAAAUUCUGACACGUUGGGCGGUUUGCGCUCUGAUGUUUGGCUGGGUCACUAUGGUGCCCAUCCUUAUGAUGCAGCCGCACGAAGAGCGGCCACGACAACAGCUCUUUCGGCAAUUCUUGUUGAAGCCAUGUUUCUUCAUCCUGCCACUGUGGAUCUUGUUGUGGUGGUUGGACUGUGUGCAGUUGCUGUUCAUGAUUCAGAUCGUGCACCCCUUCUUCUUCUUUCUGCUGUGCCAUACCUUGCUACCAGCAGCACUGGUGUGGUUUCUCUUCACCAUGCAGGUUGCGGACGAGCACAUCGUCCUGGAUCAACGAAAGUCGCGACAAGUUGAGGCUGGCGAGGUUUCUGUCAUUGAGGACCCGCAGCCUCUGCUGCUGAAAGAGUUGAUUAUGGUGAAUCCCAUCGCACUGGUGGGGUUGGGAUGUUCCGUCAGUAUUCCCAUUGUGCUCUGUUCGUUGUUCAGCGUUUUUGAGACCAGGCGAUUGAAGCAAGCACAAUCCUUCGUGAACAUGAUCUACGGACCCCUCACAGUGCUACAGCUGGUAUCGAUGUACAUCCUGUACCAUCUGCGCUUUGCACAGUUGCCCGAGAUGUACCUGGCCGGCUUUUACUUUCUGCUGAGCAUCCCUUGCUUUGCCGUUUGGUGCGUCUGCCUGAUCUGCGCCAACCAAUUUGCCAAGCGGGACCUGCAGUUGGUGCAAAGCCAACGUCUGGAGCGAGCCAAAGAGCUGGCAAAGAAGGACCUGGCCGUGCAAGAAGCUCCAGCAGAGAGCCUGGUGGAUUGCACAGAAGCCAUCACUCGGGAGUACGAAUUGAUCUACACCGUCUGAUGUGGCUGUCAAUGACUACCCGGAUGCAGAAAAAAAA
This is a messenger RNA of Cladocopium goreaui, 1883 nucleotides long. The record is from the annotation of a GenBank genome assembly. NCBI's taxonomy places the organism in Eukaryota, Dinophyceae, Suessiales, Symbiodiniaceae.